CUUGUAUGGGUGAAUUGAAACUUUAUAACAUCAUUCUCUAUCAAUAAAAACUCCCAGCUGAUAGCUUAAGUUACCAUAGAGAAAUUCACCAUAUUCAUAAACAGUAUGCUCGCGCAAACCUGAAGUUAGGUAAAAACUGAAUUUUUAAAAAUUGUCAGUUACAAAAUUGAAUAUAUAUUAUGGUACAUCCAGGAGAUAAUGUAUUGUCACAGAGAUCAAGCAGGGAUCACGUUGAUGAGGGGUACUCCACGCCUCCCCGUCAAUCCUUCAUCAUUCCUGUCAUGGAAAGACGUGGUAGCAGUGAUCACAUGCAGCCAAGCAUGCCAAGCCCCGGAGAAAUUCGCGCUAUGUUUGGUACAUCACGAAUCUGCGAGUACCCCGAGUACCAGAGAGCGUCGUCAAUAGUUCCUGAUCCCGUCGAGUGGAGCGCUGACACACAUUUGGAUGAUUUGGAAGAGAAACUUAUAAAAAUUAGACAGUGGUCUGAAGCCACCUCAAGUCGGCAACAAGAUGCCUUCACAGAAAUCGGUAGGAGAGACGCCAGUCACCGUUUGGUCCAAAAUGCACCACCUGAAGUACUUUUCGGGGCUGAUUUCGGGGUUCCUAGAGGUUCGAGGUUCUAUAGAGCUGAAUGUUGUUCCAACAGAAGUUUUACUGGAACUGUUAGUGAGAGUGACGACCUGUCUUCUACAAAUUCACAAUCGGGACUCCCAAAUCAUUAUCUACAUGAAGAUGGAGUCCGAGGUUACCCAAACCGGAGAGGUUCCAGUAUUUUCACACUGAACGACGACUCGAGAAGCCUCACAAGUGAUGAGAGGAUGGUCAAGUAUUUACUCGACAAGGAUGUGAUGAACAUUGAAGGCACAUCUCUUAGUAAAGCGAAAUCACUCAGUAAACUUUGUGAUAUUGUACAAAGUCUACGUAGAGUCUAUGAGGAUAACAAGAAGGCAUGUCAUGUUGUGAAAAAAUUGUUGCAGAUAUUCAAUGUAAACGACGAAGUGAAUGGGAAGCUUGAAGGCGAUACUAAGACAAUUUUAAAGGAGAAAUUCUGUAAGUUUCUGGAGAAUAGUGAACCUGAACUAGAUGCUUAUAAGGACAUCAACAAGCUAUUCGAUUUGUUGGAGUUUGGGUUGACGGCUGACGAAGAAAGCACACUGCAGAGUACACUAGAAAAUCUCUGUGUAAAACUAAACCCAGAACUAAAUUGCCUACAAUACGAGGCACAACCAGUUCUCAAAAGUUGUGUGCCCUCUGAAAGGGAGCUGUUGACAAAUGAGGAAGAUGAAGUGUUAAUAAAGUUACACAAUUUGUCAUCAGAUCUGAGUGUGACGGUUCUGGAAGAAAUCGAUGGGAAAACUAGUGUUGUAGGACAGUCGUUGCCCAAGAAAAAUAGUUUUGAUCGAUCGAAUACUUGUAAAAAGCCUGUAACUAACAUUCCUGUGAAUCUUUCUAGAGGCAGCAGUUUUCAAAGUAAUCACACAUCAACAAGAGUUCAACAGGUGGCAUCUAGUGAGAGUAACACAUCAGCAGCAUCGAAGCAAAGCAUGACAUCGGGCAGGAGAAACUUUGGGGCCUUCAAGGAGGAUUUGUUUAGAAAAGCGAUAGCUCUCGGGUUCACAAAAGAUGUGGAGGAACUCGAGAAAAGCGCAGGGAGUUUGAGUAGGCGAUCGCAGCUCGCUCUGUUGGAGAGAAAAGUGAGCGGCCGGUACAAAAGCAUGCAGAUUGCUGAAGAACGCAGGAAAAUUGGAGCUCCCGAAAGAAUUGCCAUCAAUAAUAAACCGUUGGGGAGAUGUAGGCCUGGUAGUAGCGAUGUAAAGAAAGGCAGAGUUUCUUCUCCGACUUCCUCCCAGAAUUUAUCAAAUGUAUCAAAUGUAUCAAAGGCAUCAAAUAUGUCCACAACUCUCCUGAGACCAAGAACUAGUAGUAAUUUGGAAGUAGAAGAAAAGAUGUCUCCAAGAAAGCUGGGUGUCAAGAGUAGUAAUAAUCGUAGAAAAAUAGUUUUAGAUAUCAUUCCAGUUUUAAGAAAAAAUAAAAGUAAGGAUGAUGACAUGGUUGAAGCUGUGGAAAGAGUAACUCUGCCAGAAACCAUUUCCUGCUCACCGGUAGAUGAAGAUAAUGAUGAGGUUUAUUCAAAAUCAAACCCGUGUUUUGAGGAACAAAGAGGGGAGAGCUCUAGUGAUGAUCAGAUAAGAACUCUUUCAGAUGCUACAGAACAGAUUUCGGAGGCUACAAGUGAUGAUACAGAGUUGGAUACACAGAUUGAUAAUGAGUGUUCUGUUAGAAAAACUGGUUCUAAAAAUAGUAACAAUAAUCGAAGGAAAACUAUCCAUGCCAUUGUGACUGUCUCAUGUGGCUUACCUGAAAAGUCACAAGAAGUUCUGUCGGAGGGAGAAAAGGUUGGAGAUGAAGUAAAUAAGAACGAGUCAAGUUUUCUACAAUCUUCCCCUUUGGAAUCGAAUAGAAGUUCAACAUUAAUCAUGAGGAGUGAAAAUGCAGAACCAACAGUGAUUACAGACCCAACCGUUUCCACUGAGCCUACAACAAUAAUUAGCGGUGUGGAAGUUGAUGAACCAAAUGACUCAGAAAGUAUUGUACCAGAUGAAGAUCAAGAAUCACCGAAAUCAGAAAAUCAAAGAAUCCCAGUUUGCAGUCGAAAGAAGGAUCACUACAUGGGCUCGAUUUUCUUAAUUUUCUUCACUGUGGCACUGCUCUACUCUGUCUUUCUCUAUGGGAACUUUGAAUUCUGCCACGAUAAGUACGACUACUAUCAAAAAGUGAUGGUGGAAUUUAUGGGAGUCAUCAGGAAUAAUAUCCAUGAUUUCAAGGAGAAAUGUUGUCAAAUUUUCGCAAAAAGUAUCAACUGAAAGUAAAAUUUGCAAAAUUUCGUGUCGUUAUCCUGCUUGUGAAUAUAUUUUUGUGAUUUUAUCAUAAUUUUUGAAGUCAGAGAAAAAUCUAAAAUAUUAUUGUGUAACACCUGAGCUGAAAUAUACACUACUUGUAUUUCUGUAA
Molecule: messenger RNA, 3009 nt
Organism: Nilaparvata lugens (brown planthopper)
Lineage: Eukaryota; Metazoa; Arthropoda; Insecta; Hemiptera; Delphacidae
Exons: 4
Coding region: 180-2864 (894 amino acids)
Source: RefSeq, a predicted model, not a curated record